Messenger RNA from Doryrhamphus excisus (bluestripe pipefish), 2565 nucleotides. It is a transcript of the gene clul1, whose product is annotated as clusterin-like 1 (retinal). Gene Ontology annotation, molecular function: misfolded protein binding. NCBI's taxonomy places the organism in Eukaryota, Metazoa, Chordata, Actinopteri, Syngnathiformes, Syngnathidae. The record is from RefSeq and is a predicted model, not a curated record. Gene Ontology annotation, cellular component: nucleus.
AUGCUGGAUUAACAGGCAUGGACAUCAAGAAAAGACGCUAAUAGGAUCAAGCUUCCAGUGGAAAGACCACAAAUAGACCCGGCCUGCUGCAAACGUCCACACGGAAACAUUGCUUUUGGUUCUGGUGUUUCAGUGGAGAAUUGGGGACCAAAAGCGAAGAGAUGAAGUUUCUGCAAAGUUUGGUUCUGCUGGUGUCAGUGGCGUUCCUUAGGGGGGGUGCAGCAGAGUCCCAAACGGCCUCCCAGGAUGCUUUAAAAGAGUUGUCCCAGGCUGGGGAGAAGGUGGUGGGCGAGGAGGUCAAGCGGGCCUUGUACGGCGUCAAGCAGAUGAAGGAGGUGAUGUGGAGGAACGAGCAGAAGCACGAGCACCUCAUGAAGUCUCUGCAACACAGCAGCGAUAAGAAAAAGGGGGCGGCAGAGCUGGCUCAAGACGUGUCUGUGAAGCUGCAGGAGGCUGAGGAGCACUGCAGGACAUCCUUACAGUCAGAGUGGGAUCGGUGUAGGCCCUGCUUGGAGGAGGCAUGCAAAGCCUUCUUCAGCACUACCUGUCGUAGAGGUUUUUCCACCUUCCAAACUAAGGUGGAGAACUUUUUCCACAGGGUGUCCAAACGCUUCAACUUCGGUGAAGCUGAGCUGGAAGCAGGUGACAUCCUAGUGAACCAGGACCCGGAUGACCCCGAUGUAGAAGUGGUCCGCAUCCAGGAUUCCUUCACUCGCCUGAGCCGGAAAGUGGGAAUGCUGGUAAACAACAGUGUGGCCCUGGCCUCCAGGAUGAGCGUGAAGCUGGACCGAGCUCUUCAGAAGGCUCUUCUGAACGGUCACUUGGUCCCGACCACCACGACGACGACGCAGACCACCGCUGACCCCAAUGACCCAGCCCGGGACUCGGGUUUCCUGCAGGGGGUGGGCUUGGAGGAGGUGCUGGACUCCUUCUUUGACUUUGGCCGCAGUGUGGUGGAGGAGUUUGGGGCGGUGGUGACGCAGGUGUUUGAUGACCUCCAUGGACCAGGGGGGGAUGACAAGACAGGGAAAAGCAUCCCCCGCUUCCUCCAGAACAGGAAGCUGUGCAGGGACCUCCGCAGGCAGUCGUCAGAGUGCUGGCAGUUCCAGACGCAGUGUGAAGCCUGCCAGGGGGCCUUGUCCACAGAGUGUCCCAACGUGAGGGAGCUGCACAUGGAGCUGGACCAGGUCUCCCAGCUGAUGGGAAUGUCCAAGGAGCAGUAUGAUGAGAUCCUGUCCAUCGUGCGGCGACACGCCGACGAGACAGUCAGCUGGCUGGGCGACAUGGCCGCCGAGUUCAGCUGGGUGACUUGGGCGGUGGGCGACGGCGGCGGGCCACAAAACAUCUUCCGCAUCACAAGGGUGACACCAAGGAGCCAAGACCUAAACCUGCCAGCAGCAGAAACUCAAGUGGAGGUGAACAUCCUCAACUCCCCCCACUUUAUCUUCUCCGUGCCAGGGGAGCUGGACCUGCAGGAACCUGCCUUCAUUGAGUAUGUGGUCCAAGAGGCCCUGGUGAAGUACAAGGAGAUGGUCAGGUAUGAGGAAGAUGAGGAGUAGAUGACAACCAAUCACAGAGCUCGAUGGAGUUGCACAAUUUGAGUUAUAUAAACAGCAAAAUGCUUUUCUUACCUGCUGCCAGCUAUACUUGGAAGUAAAUGUAACAUUUCAGUAGAACAAAGUCAAAUCAAAAAAAUACAUUUUUAAGCAAAAAUGUUUAUUUUUUUUCUGUACAAAAAUUCUAUUAGUUACCAUUUUGUGUCAUUUCAUCACCCCCCCUCCUGCCAACAUAGUUAAAUCCUAACUGUAGGAACAAUCACAAAUUAGGUAAUCCAGAGGGAAACAAAGUUAAAAACAAAAUAAAAUGUAAAAAAAAAAACUUUCACAUCUUUCACGUAUGUACGUAAAUGUUCCCAACAUGCACCAUCAGACAGACAGGAAAUAUAAUAAAAAAUUUGCAUUAUUAGCUCUGUUGUUUAAAAACAAUUGUGUUUGAGUGUUAGGCUAAGUAGAGUAGAGUCGAUGCAACAUGAAGUUGCUUUGUUUAGUGUUUAGCUGACAUAACACCAUGGUUCGGGGGGGUGGGGUGUGGCGGGGGAGGCAAGGAUGUAUCCAUCACAAUCAGCAGAUUGCAUAAAUGUCAUGCUUUUGACUGUGCGCUAUAUUGGACCAUGAUACUGUAUGUUAACGAGGUACGGUUCAAGUCUUUUGAUGCAAAAUGUCACUGAAAUGUGCUUUUCAUCCAAAAAAAACAAACAAUACAACAAAAAUAAACUCCCUAGAUACAGGAAAUGUUGAUUUUUUUUUUAAGUUAGUGUUUUUGCAUGAAAAUGAUGUCAUUUUUUUUAAUCCAUCAGAAUGUAACCAAAAAAAGAAAGUCAUCUUGCCAUUUGUCCACACUUACUAAAAUUCAUUUUCUGUACAUACGCGCACAUUCCUGCACCAUCUGUCAGCCAACACACACUCUCAACAAACCACCAUACAUAUAAAAGAUCUCCACUCCCAUGGGGGAGAUUUAUUUUGCAGAAUAAAAUAAUAAGCGGGAGAACGAAUGGAUGAUUCAUAA